Messenger RNA from Porites lobata, 4262 nucleotides. NCBI's taxonomy places the organism in Eukaryota, Metazoa, Cnidaria, Anthozoa, Scleractinia, Poritidae. The record is from the annotation of a GenBank genome assembly.
AUGUGUAUUUCAACUUUUCGUUAUCAUUUCAGAGUUCUUGUCCCUGCCAAACUGCGGGAAUUGAUAUCAAAGCUUCUGUUCCUGGGAGUUCUUAGCAGCAAUUUCACUCUCGGCAUCAACAGGUGAGUGCUUUGAGUUUGCAAGUCUUCAGCUUCCUAGAUUUCUGGCCUUUUUACCUUUAAUCUCUUUCUGUUAUAGAGAAGAUCAAGGUUACCCCAGUCUAAAAUUAUCAACGCGGACAAUGUGAAUCCUGGUUUGCUUAGGAAAUAAUUUUUUUUGUGGAAAUUCGACUGAGUGUACAGGCGUGAAACGUAUCUUGCGUAAACCGCUGACACUCAAACCGAAUUUACACAAUAAAACAGGGAACAGAGGAACGUAGGGAUACCACGCUAAUUCAAAUUGGAACCUUAUGCUAACUUCUUAGUUUCUUCCUAUCUCUACAGGUGAUGGUAGCACGCUUUGGGAUUGCCAUGCAAACUCUAUUGACCAUGAUUCUAUUUUUUCCGCUUUCUUUUUUAAAGAGAAGGAGGUCCACAUUACCCCAAUCUAAAAUUAUCAACGCAGACAAUGGGAAUCCUGGUUUCUUUGGGAAUUGAUUUUUUUGUGGAAAUUCGACGGGGUGUAUAGGCGUUGAGACGUAUUUUGCGUAAACCGCUGACACUCAAACCGAAUUUGCACAAUAAAUCAGGGAACAAGAAACGUAGGGAUACCAAUCUUUUAUUUUUACGUGGACAAUGGGAAUCCUGGUUUGUUUGGGAACUGAUUUUUUGUGGAAAUUCGACGGGGUGUAUAGGCGUUGAGACGUAUUUUGCGUAAACCGCUGACACUCAAACCGAAUUUACACAAUUAAUCGGGGAACAGAGAAACGUAGGGAUACCACGCUAAUUCGGGUACUUUUCAAAUUGGAACCUUAUGCUAACUUCUUAGUUUCUUCCUAUCUCUACAGGUGAUGGUAGAACGCUUUGGGAUUGCCAAGCAAACUCUAUUGACCAUGAUUCUAUGUUUUCCGCUUUCUUUUUUAAAGAGAAGGAGGUCCACUUUCUUUUUCAAAAUCCUGGUUUUUUGGGAACUGAUUUUUUUGUGGAAAUUCGACGGGGUAUAUAGGCGUUGAGGUCGUUGACCGAUUUUGCGUAAACCGCUGACACUUUUACACAAUAAAUCCAGAUCUAAAAUUAUCAACACGGACAAUGGGAAUCCUGGUUUGUUUGGGAUCUGAUUUUUUGUGGAAAUUUGACGGGGUGUAUAGGCGUCGAGACGUAUUUUGCGUAAACCGCUGACACUCAAACCGAAUUUACACAAUUAAUCCGAACAGAGAAACGUUACCACGCUAAUUCGGGUACUUUUCAAAUUGGAACCUUAUGCUAACUUCUUAGUUUCUUCCUAUCUCUACAGGUGAUGGUAAACGCUUUGGGAUUGCCAAGCAAACUCUAUUGACCAUGAUUCUAUGUUUUCCAAACCACUUUACUCCGAUCUAAAAUUAUCAACAUAAUGGGAAUCGGACAAUUUUUUUUGGGAAAUUCGACGGGGUGGUUUGAGACGUUUUUGCGUAAACCGCUGACACUCCAACCGAAUUUUUUUAAAUCAGGGAACAGAGAAACGUAGGGAUACCAAACUUUAUCAACACGGACAAUGGGGUUUGUAUAACUGGCGUUUUUGAGAAAUUUUUUGCGUAAACCGUUUUUGAAACCGCUGACACUCAAAUCGAAUUUGCACAAUAAAUCAGGGAACAGAGAAACGUAGGGAUACUAAUCCAAAAUUAUUAACGUGGACAACGGGAAUCCUGGUUUGUUUGGGAACUGAUUUUUUUGUGGAAAUUCGACGGGGUGUAUAGGUGUUGAACGUAUUUUGCGUAAACCGCUGACACUCAAACCGAAUUUACACAACAAAUCAGGGAACAGAGAAACGUAGGGAUACCACUCCAAUUUUGGUACUUUUCAAAUUGGAAACUCAUACUGGAGAUAUAAUAACCGUAAGAUACCCCUCUCAUUGAGAUUCUUUUGAAAGCAAAAGCGUAUUCUAACUUUCUAGUUUCUUUUUAUUUCUACAGGUGAUGGCUGAGCACAUUUUAUUCUCAGAUUUCUAACCUUUUUCCUUCAUUGUCUCUAGUGUUGUUGUCUUAGAUCGGCCACAACACUGGGCUUUGUAGGCUUUGACUUUUAUUCAGUCUUUCCAGGUGAAAGCGAAGAUGUGCAUAAUUGGAGCUAAAAUUAUUUGGUGGAGAUUUGGAAUCCUGAAUCCUGACUGACCACAGACGUGUGCGUUUGGUUGAACUGUUGUAUCUUCGAGUUUUAUAGUUUGGCUGGUAUGAGUACAUUACGUAAUGAAUUCCUUUUUUAGAAAGGUCUUUUAUAAUAUAUACUAUCACAAUUUCCCUUAGCAACGGCUGGCUUUUUAUAAGAGGCCAUAUCUCAUUAAGAUGUUUUUUGGACUUCAAGCAAAGUAAAGCCAUCGUUCUUUUGUGAUCGUUGACUUUCAACAGAUUCUUAUCCAUCAUUUUAUCUGAAUAACUAGGCUCGAAAUAUUCUUGUAUUACUCUUAAAUUGAAGCUUACGUCAUUUCUAGUUCAUGAUGUAUUUGGGGAUCAAUGUACCUUUUAUCGAACUGUUAUUAGCACUGAACAUUUAACUUUGUUAACGGUGCAGUUUUUUUAAGUUUGCUUGCUAGUUUUUUUUGUUUAGAGAAAGGGUCAAUUAUAUCAGAUAAGUUUAAAACAAUUGUAUUUUAUUAACAGAUUUUCACCACAAACUAAUAAGUCCUGUUGAAAAUCUCAGUCUCAGAUUUCAGUAGCGAUAUUUUAUAAAAUAUAUUCUGAUAAAAGAGAAAGAGUGUAGUCGUAGCGCCUCAACCUUAAUAAAUUAUUGUUAACUUUUAAAGAAAUUGUAAAGAAAUGUUUGAUUUGGAAAAUCUCCUUCGGUUUAGUAUUUUUUCCGUGUGUACGCACAUCAAGGAUUGUUUGUAAUUUUAUUAUUUCUCUUUUGUUUAUACAAGUAUUCAGAAUAAUGAUUUCUGUCCCUGUUUUCUAACAGGUACGAGUGUUGCCAUUUUGAAUUUAUUGUUUGCCCUGCUCAUGACGUCUACCCAUGUUAUAAUGCGGUACUACUAGACAUGGAUGAACUGGUAAGUUUUUGCUACCUUCAACUUGCUUUUUCUGGAAGAAAAAUCAACUUAUUUGACUUAAUUUUAAUGUGUAAUUUUAGGCCGUUUGUACAUUCUUGUUCGCUGGGCUGUAGUCGUGUUUACGUUUUAUUAAUAAGACCUGAGUUUUUGUUGUAAACUUGUUUUUAGCGAAAGUUUUUAAUGAGUAAACGGCUUGGUGGAUAUUUGAUAUACGUCAGCAAACCUUUUAAUUACACAGUAAGCCAAGCUUAGGGUUAUAAAAUUAAGUUAAAUUAAUCUGUUUUCAAUUUAAGCAGAGAUGAUUAAUCAAACUGAUUAUUAUUUUUUUCUCUCAAUUUAUUUUCAAGUACUUUAUACAGUGGAAACAGGGCGAGAGCUCCAAACCAACAGAACCCAGCAAAAGUGCCUCAAGGAUCAGGUACUGCUGCAACUAUGAGAAAGUUGUUUACAAUGAAUGUCAAGUUACUUUGCUUAUCUUACAAAUUUACUCUUCUAUGAGUGUACCAUAACAGCUACUGCAAAAGGCUGCUACCCUGAAAGUGGUGAAAUGUAUCAAAUAACUUUAGAAAAACUGUCAUUAAUUCUUACCUCUUCUUUUUUUUUUUUAACUUAGCUCGCUGUAUGAUUCAGAUGAUUAUAUUAUUGACAAUACAGCUAAUCAAAUGAAUUGUGUUGGUUAGCGUUCAAUUGCUACCUUAGAUAUGAGACUAUCAGCCUACCGAGUUAUAAGAGUCAACGUCAGUAAGAAUAGGAGAUAAUCCCAAAAUCGCGGACGCAGCUCAAAAUUCGUUUUCGCUGAUACUUUUUAUAUUGAUCAUGAUAGAGUUUUGUAUCGUAGUUAACAAAGGAGGGUUAAUUUGGUCCAAUUUUUGAUUUGCAAGGGGUGAACUCUUUCUUUUUUCUAAGAAUUUUGUUUCUCUGGCCCAGGGUGAAUAUUCUUAUUUUUCUCCCAGUUUUAGGAUCAAAAUAUCUUGUUUUUCCUCUUAAGUUGAAGCUUGUGUCAUUUCCGGUUUAGAUAUGAGAGUAAGGGGCAGUCUACAGAGUCAGGUUGUAAGAGCAAAUUUUUAAUUUAUAAUUCUUCGUUGUUUUAUGAGGAUCUGCCAAAGCAAAAGAACAAGAGUAAGAAAGUGGAAGAGGAAGAUUAG